Laetiporus sulphureus 93-53 is the source of this 696-nucleotide messenger RNA. RefSeq names its product thioredoxin-like protein. Bases 1 to 696 code for a protein of 231 amino acids. The transcript has 6 exons. Lineage: Eukaryota; Fungi; Basidiomycota; Agaricomycetes; Polyporales; Laetiporaceae. Gene Ontology annotation, cellular component: cytoplasm. The record is from RefSeq and is a predicted model, not a curated record.
AUGUCGACCACCGACGCGAAAGUCGCCGAGCUAACUUCCCGCAUCAGCCAUGCCAAACCCUCCUCAAGCAACUCCAAACGCACUGACGACGGCGACCACUCCGACCUCGACGACGAGGAGCUUUUCGCGCAGCUCGAAGAGGAGAUCGAGAAUGGUGCCAACCCAGAGUUAAGAGAGCAGGGCAUCCAACGGCUCAAAGCAGAGAUGGACCGUCUGCAGCAGAUGAAGAGCAGCGGACACGGUCGAUACGAUGAGCUUACCGACGAGAAAGCGGUCAUUCGGACGAGUGCCAAUGAACCCCGCUGUGUGGUACAUUUCUAUCACACCGACUUCAAGCGCUGUCAGAUCAUGGAUAGACAUCUUGCGGCCCUCGCGCUGAAGUAUUUCAACACGCGCUUUAUCCGCGUCUUCGUAGAGAACGUGCCAUGGCUCGUGGAGAAGCUCGGCGUCAAGAUCCUCCCUUGCGUUGUGUGCUUCAUAGACGGAGUGACAAAGGAUCGGCUCGUCGGUUUUGAAGAGCUAGGCAACAACGACAAGUUCGAGACGGCUACACUAGAGUGGCGGCUGCUGAACACCGGCGUCAUCCAGAAGGACCAGAAGAAUGCAUCGGAAGUUGUUUAUGGCGCGAAAUCAGUAGUCAGACAGCACAUCCGCGGGCAACGGGACGAUGAUUCGGACUUUGACUUGGACGAUUGA